AUGUCCUCCGCCGUGGUCCCGAGCGAUGAGCUCGACAUGGAGCCAACGCUUCAGUCAAUCCUUAACCAGAACACUCUCCGUUGGAUCUUCGUUGGAGGCAAGGGCGGAGUGGGGAAAACCACUACCUCGUGCUCGCUCGCCAUCCAGCUGGCCAAAGUGCGCAAGUCCGUGCUGCUCAUCUCGACCGACCCCGCCCACAACCUGAGCGAUGCCUUUGGACAGAAAUUCGGCAAGGAGGCCCGCCUGAUCGAUGGCUACACCAACCUCAGCGCCAUGGAGAUCGACCCCAACGGGAGCAUCCAGGAUCUUCUGGCGAGCGGCGAGGGGCAAGGCGAAGACCCCAUGGCCGGACUGGGCAUGGGGAACAUGAUGCAGGACCUGGCGUUUAGCAUCCCCGGUGUUGACGAAGCCAUGUCCUUUGCCGAAGUCCUGAAGCAGGUCAAGUCGCUCUCGUACGAGGUGAUUGUGUUCGACACCGCGCCGACCGGCCACACGCUCCGCUUCCUCCAAUUCCCCACGGUGCUGGAGAAGGCACUCGCCAAACUCUCGCAGCUCUCGUCCCAGUUCGGGCCGAUGCUGAACUCGAUCCUGGGUGCGCGCGGUGGGCUGCCGGGCGGCCAGAACAUGGAUGAGCUGCUGCAGAAGAUGGAGUCGCUGCGCGAGACAAUCAGCGAGGUCAACUCGCAGUUCAAGGACGCGGACAUGACCACAUUUGUGUGUGUAUGCAUCGCCGAGUUCUUGUCGCUCUACGAGACCGAGCGCAUGAUCCAGGAGCUGGCCAGUUACGGCAUCGACACGCAUUCCAUCGUCGUCAACCAGCUGCUGUUCCCCAAACAGGGGAGCAACUGUGACCAGUGCAAUGCGCGCCGCAAGAUGCAGCAGAAGUACCUCGAGCAAAUCGAGGAGCUGUACGAGGACUUCAACGUCGUGCGCAUGCCAUUGUUGGUUGAGGAGGUGCGUGGGAAGGAGAAAUUAGAGAAGUUCAGCAACAUGCUGGCCCAGCCCUACGUGCCCCCUGAGUAG
Penicillium alfredii is the source of this 1023-nucleotide messenger RNA. Its product is annotated as ArsA family ATPase. The transcript is spliced from 2 exons. The record is from RefSeq and is a predicted model, not a curated record. Gene Ontology annotation, molecular function: ATP binding; ATP hydrolysis activity. Gene Ontology annotation, biological process: post-translational protein targeting to endoplasmic reticulum membrane. Lineage: Eukaryota; Fungi; Ascomycota; Eurotiomycetes; Eurotiales; Aspergillaceae. The coding region runs from base 1 to 1023 and encodes 340 amino acids. Gene Ontology annotation, cellular component: GET complex.